Molecule: messenger RNA, 6096 nt
Organism: Zootoca vivipara (common lizard)
Lineage: Eukaryota; Metazoa; Chordata; Lepidosauria; Squamata; Lacertidae
Gene: MAP1S
Product: microtubule associated protein 1S
Biological process (GO): axonogenesis; regulation of microtubule depolymerization; dendrite development
Cellular component (GO): cytosol; microtubule; microtubule associated complex
Molecular function (GO): microtubule binding; actin binding
Source: RefSeq, a predicted model, not a curated record
GCGUCGGUGGGCGUCGCUAACGGUCGCCUCCGAGGGGCGCCUUACAAGAUGGCGGCGGGAGCAGCGGCCGUUGGAGGAGGAGGGGGGGGAGCCCCUCUGGCGACCCCCGCUGCUGCCGCCGCCUCAGCCACAGCCGAGGCCCGCUUCUCCCUCGUGGUCGUCUUCGGCGCCGGCGGAGGACGAGAGGGGCUCCGCACGGCGGUCCUGAGGGCCGUGCGAGACGGGAUCCGUUCUUGGGACAUCGACUUGACUGCCUGCAACCUUGACCAGCAGCUGAAGCUCUUUGUCUCCCGUCACUCAGCCACCUUCUCCGAUAUUGUGAAAGGUCAGCGGGCUCUGCACCAUCGCGGAGACCUCCUGGAGACGCUGGUGCUGCUGAACCCUUCCGACAAAUCCAUCUACAACGAGCUCUGCAACCUGGUCACGGACCCUUCGCGCCAUAAGCUGCUGAUCUUUGCUGGGCCCUGCAUCGAGGAGACGGGGGAGCUGGUCCUGCAGACGGGCACUUUCUCCUUGCGAGACUUCAUCCAGAUCUUCGCCGACAAAGAGGUUGGAGAGUUGCUCAGCUCUGCAGACCCAUCUGCCAGGACCAGCCUGACGGUCAUUUGCCCGGACUUUGGGGAAUGGAAAGCUUCCCAGCUGGGUCAGCACAACCUGUUGGACUUCAUUGACCUUCGCUUCAACCCGGGCCCUGUGCUGCCCGAGAUGGAGGGCCUGCAGGAGUUCCUGGAGUACCUCUCGGAGUCGCUAGACCCCCCGUCGCCCUUUGACCUCCUGGAGCCACCCAGCACCGUCGGCUUCCUGAAGCUGUCCCGCCCAUGCUGCUAUAUCUUCCCUGGCGGCAGGGGCGACUCGGCCUUCUUUGCCGUCAACGGCUUCAACAUCCUGGUCAAUGGCGGCUCCAACCCCCGCUCGUCCUUCUGGAAGCUGGUGUGCCACCUCGACCGCAUCGACUCCAUCUUGGUGACGCACGUGGGCACUGACAGCCUACCCGGCGUCAACAGCCUGCUGCAGAGGAAGCUGGCCGAGAUGGAAGAGGAUCCCUCCUCGCAGGGUUCGCCAAACGAGGACUCUGUGAAGAACCUCAUCUCCCCAGAGCUGGGCGUCGUCUUCCUCAACGCCUCCAAGAAGCUGAAGGCCAUUGCGGGUGACUCGGGCGUCCUGAAGAGCUGCGACGAGGCCCGCUUGGCGCUCCACUACCUGGACAAGCUGGGCAUCCAGCCCAGCCCACUCUGCAGGGACGGCGGCCCCAAGGUGGAGCCCACUGUCCUCUUCCAGAAGAUGGGCGUCGGGCGCUUAGAUAUGUACAUCCUGAACCCAGUGAAAGGCAGCAAGGAGUUGGAGGUCCUGAUGCAGCACUGGUGUGGCAACGGCUGCCCCCAGGGGCUGGAGCUGCCUCUGCACUGUGUGACCUCCAUCUGCGCCCUCCUGGUCUGGCACCCCGUCAGCCCCACAGAGAAGAUUGUCCGGGUCUUGUUUCCUGGCUGCACGCCCCAGAGCAAGAUCCUGGAGGGGCUGGAGAAAGUCCGGCACUUGGAGUUCCUCAAACAUCCGGUGGUCACCCAGAAGGACCUGGAGUCAGGGUCCUCCUCAAGCAGUACCCCGCAAAGCCAGCAGAAGAGGACCGCCAGCCAGGAGAGCCUCAAGCAAAGCCAGCAGAAGAGGACCGCCAGCCAGGAGAGCCUCAAGUCCGGCUCCAAGCUGAGCCUCCCAGAGCCCAAGGAAAGGAGGGAGGCGAAGGCGGCUGGUGCCAGAGAGCGCCCCAUGGCGCCCAGCGAGACCUCAAAGGGCAGCCUGGAGGAGGAGCAGGCCAAGGAGACUCGUACCAAGGUGGAGCCAUCUUCCGCUGUGAGGCCCAAGCAGCUGAAGGAGAAGCCGGUGGCCAAGAAGGACACAAAAAAACUCUUGCCAAAGAAUGACGCUGCCCUCCCGGGGAAGGUGCCCAAACGGGAGGCGAAGGCGGAUCCCCCCAGGAGGGAGACAUCGGCCAAGAAGGAGGAGAAGGCAGAGGAGAAGGCAGCAGUGAGGCAGCCGAGUCGGGAGCUGAGGAGGUCAGCCAGCGCGGAAGUCAAGAGGCCCCCCACCAAGAUGGGCAGCUUCAAAAAGACCCUACCCAGCCUCAAGAAGGAGGCGGAUAAGCCGAAAGCCCAGACUUUGAAAGAGGCUCCCGUCAAGAUGCCCAGCAGUGCCAAGGGGGCAGCAGGUGGCCUCUCAGACGGGUCCAAGUCAUCAACGGAGAACGGGACGAGGGAGAGCUCUCGGCCAGAGGCGCUGGGGGCUGAGUCGACAGACGAGGGCAUCACUACAGCAGAGAGCGAGCUGGAGCCAUCGCCACUGGAGUGUCCUGGGAAUGGGGUGCUGGCAACCCAGAACGGGCUGUGCACGGGCGGAGACCCUGAGAGCCCCCAGCCCUUCCGGCACCUGGAGGCCAGCUCUCCGCUGAGGGGUGCAGGCCCCCCAUCGCCACUGGCUAAGACCCCCAAGAGUGAGCGGAGCGUCAACUUUGAGCAGACCCCCACGGGCACGCAGGCAGGGCUCCACCCCGAGGGCGAGGAGGCUUGCGGCAGCUCCGAAGAGAAGACCCUGGAAAUGAUGUCUCCGGCCAGCUCAGGCCCGGCCAGCGCCAGGCACACUCCUUUCCACCAGUCUCCCGUCGAGGACAUCAUCAUGGCUGAGGAGCCGGUGGCCCUGACCAACUCUUGGCGCCCGGACGGUUCUGCCACCGGGCUCCGUGUUUCGCGGGACAACUCCAGCUCCUCGCAGGAGAAGCCAUCAGGAUGCCUGUCGCCCAGCCUCUACCGCGAUGACCUCCCGGAUGUCUCACCCACCAUCACCACACCCUCACUGCCGGCCGAAGUGGGCUCACCGCACUCCACCGAGGUGGAUGAGUCCCUCUCCAUGUCCUUUGAGCAGGUCCUGCCACCGGUGAGCGAGUUCCAGGAGGAAGCAGAAAACGCCCGCCCGGGGGGACUCACCCCAGAGCCGGACGUGGGCAAAGGUGGCCUAUCCUUGCCCAUCCGGCCCUGCCACCCGCAUCACGCCCAGCGCUUGGACGGCCACUCCCUGGCACGGCGCGCCCGCCGCUCUGACUCGCCCCAUGAUGUGGACCUCUGCCUGGUGUCCCCGUGCGAGUUUGAGCACCCCAAGUCGGAGCGCUCGCCCUCAGCCAACUUCAGCCCCCGGGAUAUGUCGAACAGCAGUGACUUCUCCCAGGAGCUGACCAAGCCGCUAGGGGGCCAGCAAAAGGGACUGCGGAGCCGCAAGCCCCACCCCCUGGCCGACGAGACCCCGCCCACGUCACUCAGCGAGUCGCUGCCCACCCUCUCAGACUCUGACAUCCCGCCCGCCACAGAGGAGUGCCCUUCCAUCACAGCGGAUGGUGGGCUGGACUCGGACGACGACCCCGAGAGCCUGGCGCGGGCUCGCGACCCUCUUCCGGCCGCCCUGAAGGACCCCCUCCCGCUCCCCGCUCAGCCGGGCAUCUGCAUGGUGGACCCUGACCGAGAAGGGGCAGCCAAGGGCAAGAGGCCAGCGGCCCGGGUGGGCUCCGCUCCUCCCAAAGCAGACUCAGCCCCCAGAGGCGCGGCCCACAACAGCAGCCGCAUCAAGCCUUCCUCGACCAGCAUCGGGGAGAGAGUCCGGACACCCGCUCUGAGCCGAAGUGAGCUGUCUGCCUCCCGUGCCAGUGGGGACCACCGGGCAUCCCUCGGACAGCGGGCGGGAAGCAGCAGGCCAUCCUUGGGGGCAGGCAGAGCAUGCCCUGCAGGUGCCAGACCCAGUUUCGUGCGGCCCCCUGUCUACCUGGAGCUGGCCUACAUCCCAGGCUCGGCGAGUGCCCAGUGGGUGGACGAGGACUUCUUCCGUCACAUUCGGGCACAGUGCUACGUCAUCAGCGGCGAGGACCACAUCAAGGAGGGCGUCAUGCGGAGGAUCUUGGACGCCCUCCUGACCGGGAAGCAGCACUGGGCACAUGACACCCAGGUGACCCUGAUCCCCACCUUUGACUCCCUGGUGAUGCAUGAGUGGUACGCAGAGACACUGGAGCGGCAGCAGGCGCUGGGCGUCACCGUCCUGGGCAGCAACAGCAUGGUGGCCAUGCAGGAUGAGACCUUCCCAGCCUGCAAAGUGGAGUUCUGAAGCCUCCCUCUCCGCCUUGGGGCGCAUCUGUGGGGGGAAUGGGAGACGAGAGGGACCUCCCUGGGUGCUGGAGGGGGGCAGGGGUAGAGACUCCCCACCCUACACUGAGACACUUCCAAAGCCCCCCCCCCCAGCAAACCUUACCCACACUGCUUUGUGUCUGGUUUGUUUGCAUGUUUCGCCCCCUCACCCCCCCAAGCUUCUAACCCUGGUCAAGCGCAGAGAUUUAGGAUUUGGGGAGAUGUGGUGUUUGGCCAGCAGCCCCACCCCAAAAGGCCAAUGGCCAAGCAUUCCUGGCCUGGGGUGGGUGGUGGAGUCUGCUCUGACAAGGGGCAGAGUGCAGGGCCCCCUCCUCAAAAUGCAACUUGCCCCUUGCCACGAGGGCCAAGUCUAGCAGAUCCCAUGAAAAAUCUGCCUGGGGGGUGGUCUCUGAAAGGCUUGGUCAGUUUACCUGCAGGACCUUUUUUUAAAAAAACAUUUUUUAAAGAGUGAAACAGGGUCUUUGGGGGUGGUGCGUGUGUCUGCUUAUUUUAAGAGGCAGCUCCGAUUCCCGACAGUUUGGGGUCCUGGCAGGGAGCUGCUUAUUUCCACUGGGGUGGGGAGCGCGCGUUGUGUUGCUUGGCUUUCUGAGGUCGCUCCCUGCAACAGCGCCCUCCCUUCCCUUAAAAAUAUCCCAUCUCCUCCUUGGGGCCGAUUCUCCAUCCUACCCUUUUAAAAUCUGGUUGGGCCCAUAGCCAAUGCUUCCUCUUGGGGGGUCCGGAGCCAAAAUUCCCCCGGGAAUUGAUCUCUCUCUCUCUCUUGAGGAUCACCUUCCCCUUACGCCUCUCAAAACACCCCCCAUUUCUUCUACCUCUUUAUGUUGAAAGCCAGCAGUGUGUUGUGUUGCAUUUCAUCCCGAGGCCUGUCUUGUUCAUCUCGGGAUGCUUUAAUCCACAAAGACUACUCUGUAAAAUCCAGCCAAAGCACACCCCUUUCCAAAAAACCUUCUCUCUCCCCCCUAAAAAUACCACCUCCGUUUUUCUCACUCCCUUAAUGUAUGAAGGAGCGCCAGGGUGGGGGUGGCAGAAUGUGCCCCCUCUCUCCUUGCAAAAUGUGACACUAAACUUCUGUUUCUUUUUUCUUUUUUUAAAGGAAGGAAAAGGUGCGGGUUCUCCACCCCCCUUUAAAUGUGCAUUUUUUCUAUAAAAAAGACAAAAAAGCAAACAAAAAAACAACCAUAUACAAAACAGUUAAUGUAUUGAAAGUUUUUUGUCGUCCUCCCCACCCCACCCCAUAAUUUAUAGGAUCACAUUUACAUCUUCCUGGCUAGGCACAGCAGCAGGCUGUCAAGGGGUGCAGUGUAGCAGAAGGAAACCCCCUUUUCUCCUCCUGCCCCCCAACCAGGAUGGGCACUGUGUUCAAAUCCUGUGUGGUGUGUGUAUAGGACUGUCUUUGCCAACCCUGGUGCCCCUGAUGGGAUAUUUUGGGGCACUGAUGGGGUUUUAUAGGGUCUCCCCAAGACCCUGGGUUGGGGGCCAAGGUUGGUUUAGAUGAAAUGUGUUUUUUGUGGGGAGCGGGAUAAGUUGAGAAUGUUUUUCACCACCUUUAGUGCUUUAUACGUACAUAUAUAUCUAUAUAUGUAUAUAUAUAUAUAUAUAUAUAUAUUCUGCUUAGUUGGAAACCCGUUGGGAAGAGCAGAAAGGUCAUGGGAUGGAAGAGGCAGCCAGCGCCCGACCGGCCCCCCAACUCUUAGGAGGGCAUCACUUGGGGGGGGGCUGAGCCCUUUUCUCUGCUCUUCUCUCUCUCACCCUCACCUUUGUAGCCGUUGACACACUCCGAAGCCAUGUGACCCGCUCACGAGUUGCCGUGUCCAUCCACACCCGAGAAUGCAGAAGUGAAGAAAACAAAACACUGUGUUGGAACCUCUUGAGAAAAAGCAAAGCCCUAGUGGUUAAAAGAGAUAAAAGGUGUUAAGACUUC